Molecule: messenger RNA, 1293 nt
Organism: Cajanus cajan (pigeon pea)
Lineage: Eukaryota; Viridiplantae; Streptophyta; Magnoliopsida; Fabales; Fabaceae
Product: tetraspanin-8
Biological process (GO): auxin-activated signaling pathway
Cellular component (GO): membrane
Source: RefSeq, a predicted model, not a curated record
AAUGGAAGAAAGGCACGGGCACAGCCCAUGGGAGCAGUUUAAGGAAAAAAGAAAAACAAGAAACGUCUCUUGUUGGGGGUAAUGAAAGAAAUGGGUAUAAGCGUGUGAAAUAAUUUCUCUCUUAUCUCAGAAUUCACAACAGACAGAUAUAUAGACACACACACACGGAAACAACCCUUCAAUCUUCAUCAUAUUCAUAUACAAUCUCUCUCUUUCUAUCUGUUGAAACGGUGUCGUGUUGAGCAUGGUUCGGUUCAGCAACAACGUGAUCGGGCUCUUGAACUUCCUGACCCUCCUCCUGUCGAUCCCGGUGUUGGUGGGAGGAGUGUGGCUGAGCAAGCAGGGGAGCAGCGAGUGCGAGCGGUGGCUGGAGAAGCCGGUGAUCGCGCUGGGCGUGUUCCUGAUGGUGGUGUCGAUCGCGGGGCUGGUGGGCGCGUGCUGCCGCGUGUCGUGGCUCCUCUGGGUCUACCUCCUCGUCAUGUUUCUGCUCAUCGUUCUCCUCUUCGCCUUCACCAUCUUCGCCUUUGUUGUUACCAACAAGGGCGCCGGCGAAGCCGUCUCGGGGAGAGGCUACAAGGAGUACAGGCUCGGGGAUUACUCUAAUUGGCUGCAGAAGAGGGUUGACAACCCCAACACCUGGAACAGGAUCAAGAGCUGCUUGAACUCUGGCAAGCUUUGCUCUGAAUUCCGUGAUAAGUUUAUCAACGACACCGUCACUCAGUUUUACACCGAGAACCUCUCCGCGCUUCAGUCUGGAUGCUGUAAGCCUUCAGAUGAUUGUCAUUUUACGUAUGAGGGUCCAACAAACUGGACAAAGAGCACAACUCCAUACACCAACACUGACUGUGAUUCUUGGAAUAAUGACCCCAACAUUUUGUGCUUCAAUUGUCAAUCAUGCAAGGCUGGCUUACUGCAAAACCUCAAGACUGAUUGGAAGAAGGUGGCCGUUGUGAACAUUGUUGUCUUGGUGUUCCUCAUUCUUGUGUACUCCAUAGGUUGUUGUGCAUUCAGGAAUAACAGGAGUGACAAUUGGAAGAGAUAUUAGGAUCAUUAGAUUCAGUAUUAUUAGCCUGUGUAGAUGAGUUUGCUAGGCCAUAUGAAGUGCUGGAUUUUUUAUUUUUUUAUAAUGGGCUUUAUAUAUGCUGUACUUAUACUGUUUGCAGUACAGUCUGUUAUGUAAAUUGCUCACUUUCCUAAUUCCUAGUAUCAUCUGUACGUAGAUAUUUCUGGACACUGCAUUUCCUUCUGUUUCAAUUCAACACCUUAUAUAGUCCAGUGCUGAUUGCUAAAUAA